AUUUAAAUCCUGUCCUUCCUUAUUCUUUAUCGAAAUGUAGCAAAUUGUGAAGCCUUAUGGAGGAAAUACUCUUACAUUCUAACUUUCCCAUUUUUAUGAUUUUUUAUUUUAUGUGUAAUUGUGGUUUAGAGGAUAAACAAUGGAUAAAGUAGAGUAUGAUUUAGACACAUCUGGUGGUUUAAUGGAGGAGAUACAAAAACUUAUUGCUCCCCCACAAUCAGAAGAAACAAAACGCCGCCUAGCAGCAAAAGAAGCUGCAUUUUUUCGUAGGCCGAAUAGAACUGUCAACAGAGAUAGUUGUGAUGCUUGUAAAGAAGGAGGAGACUUGCUUUGUUGUGAUCAGUGUCCAUCUUCAUUUCAUCUUCAAUGUUGUGAUCCACCACUGGAAGAUGAAGACGUACCCACUGGGGAAUGGAUAUGUAAUGAAUGUAAAUACGGAUUAACGAAAAAGACUGAUUUAAAACAACCGCUGUCUUCAUCUCAAAGUGAAAAAAGUGUUUUUAGUGGUUCCAGUCGCUCUUCAUCACCAGUGGAUAGUGAAUUAGGAAUGAACCCGUUUGAAAAACUUACAUCAUUUUAUCGCAAUAAAAAUCCAACAGAGUUUCAGCUUCCUAUGGGCAUGCAAGAUUUUACUGUCAUGCCAGGUGAUAGAAAACGAAAAACUCCAGUACAGGCUAAAAAGAAAGAGGAUGAUGCACAAAGAUUGUGUUUUGUUUGUUCAAAAUCAAGCAGAAUUGCGAGUCUUGUUAAUUGUGAUUUUUGUCCGUUGGUGUUCCAUCAAGAUUGUUUGACACCACCAUUAGCACAGGAGCCGAUUGGAUUGUGGUUAUGCCCAAAUCAUCCAGAAAAUUUCGAGCCAAAUAUUCGAACGCCAAAGUACAGCAUGCGAACUCAAAUUUUGGAAGAACUACGGUCGAACAUUUCCCAUAAUGCAAUCAAGUUACAGUUUUUCCGGAGAGCUAAAAAGGAACGAAUACUGAUGAACAGGAAGAAUUAUCAGCCAAAGAAACGAAGAACCUGCUUAGUGCCAGAGAUUGUCAAAGCUCAAUAUAGGAAUCCUCCAGCUGUAGUGAUUCCAGAUCAGUAUUUCAAUAAACCUGUGGCGCCACACAUGAAGCCCUUCCAGUUACCGACAGCUGAAGAAAAAGAACAGUGGUUAAAAUCCGUGAUAGAUUUGCAAUGUUCAAUAGCUGGUAAUCUAGAAAAAGCGAAAGCACCUCCUUUACCUACAUCAAAGACGUCUGUGUCAAACUCGACAACAACUUCUACGUCCGGCACAACAGUUGAAUCGACGGCAUCACCAACAACAACGACGACGACGACAAACACCUCUCUUACUACCACCAGCGCAAAGGAUAGCGUCGAAACGACAGAAAAGAGCUCUUUGAAAGUUUCUGACGAAAGCAGAGAAGAAAAUGUAGAGAUGAAAACUCCUGCUGCAAUACCAAUACCUGACAAGAAGUCCGAUACCGUGAAAGAAGCGGACUCAACGUGUAUGGAGGUAGACACUCCAUCAGACAUAACUCAAAUGAAAAUAUCUCCCAAAGAGAGUGUAUCUCCUGCUCCUGCUGCGCAAAAUAACGAAGCCACUUCUACCACAUCCCAGAAAAUCAUCAUUCUUGCUAGUAACUCCACGAAUGUAACCUCUACAGCUGGUGUAACCACGACUUCCUCUGUUGUGUCUAAAGGAGGCUUCGUGAGUACAUCAAGUGGGAUGGUGAAUAAAACGGCCAGCAGUAGCCUGACACCCAAGAUGGCCAGUGUUGCAUCUUCUGGUAGUCAUAUGGUGAGCAGCAUAAGCACUGAGAUUUUAAAAGAUCCCACUCUUUCACAGUUAGAUGAUCGUCUGGUACGUAUUCUUGCAUUCCAAAGGCUGCAACAACUUGUCGAGAAGAAGAGCCAACAAAUUCCUAAAAUUAGCAAGCCAGGGAUAACGGAGAAGAAGAUCCACCUACAAGUCACUGAAACAAAGAACGUAUUAGCAGUAUUGUCGCCCUUAAACGGUGUUGGACCAGCGUGUUAUAUGAGAUACAGAACGUUUAACGCCGGACAAGGCGCCGAUAUGGAUUUGUGUUUAUCAAAUUACGGAUUUUGCAAUUAUAUAUCCGGUAAACACGCUACCAUCUUCUACGAUCAGGAAACUCGACAAUACGAGCUGUUAAACUACUCUGAACAUGGAACGAUUGUUGAUAACGUUCUCUACUCGUGUGAUUUCUCGGAAAAACCGAAACAACACGUGACCUCAAGCAAUGCAAAAUUCGACGCUAAUUCAAAAUAUUUGGACCCUCAGCAAAGAAAAAGAAAACCACCUAUCGGGCGCACUACAAGAGGUCUGGGUACUGAGUUCAUAACUCGUUCUUGUAAUUGUCGCGCUAGUGCCUCUAGUUUAAUUGGUGGUAGUGGUGCAGGAUGGGAAGGUACAGCCGUGUUGCAUCAUGGUAGUUACGUAAAGUUCGGUUGUUUACAUUUUGUGUUCAGUAUUGUUGAUUGUGCAACGAACACCAGCGCUCAAACGAACAGCAAGAUAAAGGCGAUAUCCACACAGAAUGUACAGACGAAUCAACCGGUACUGAUAAAAAAGGAAAUUGCCAUAGUAACGUGAACCUGUUUGAAUGUUCUUAAGUCUAGGGGCGAUGCAAGAUGGCGGAAAAUGAAAUACUCGAAAGACCUAGUAAUUAUUCUAUCAUGAAUGUAUUGUGAAUAACUAUCAUUAUUUCGUAAAAUUCAUCAACAUACAUCGAGUAGCGAACAAAGUGGACACCUACGAGGUGCAAGAAUAAAUGAACUAUGUUAAAUGAUAAAAUAAAAUCUGAAUAGUGAUUGUGCAAACAAAAAAAUAAAAAUAGAAAAAAAUGUACAUUGUUUUUAUAUAUUUUCAUUGUACAUUGACCAAAUAAGUAAGAUGAGGAA
This is a messenger RNA of Hydractinia symbiolongicarpus, 2910 nucleotides long. Its product is annotated as PHD finger protein 12-like. The transcript is spliced from 17 exons. Gene Ontology annotation, molecular function: protein binding; transcription corepressor activity. Bases 140 to 2602 code for a protein of 820 amino acids. Gene Ontology annotation, biological process: negative regulation of transcription by RNA polymerase II. Lineage: Eukaryota; Metazoa; Cnidaria; Hydrozoa; Anthoathecata; Hydractiniidae. The record is from RefSeq and is a predicted model, not a curated record. Gene Ontology annotation, cellular component: Sin3-type complex; nucleus.